Sorex araneus (European shrew) is the source of this 3866-nucleotide messenger RNA. It is a transcript of the gene CORO1C, whose product is annotated as coronin 1C. Gene Ontology annotation, biological process: neural crest cell migration; actin filament organization. NCBI's taxonomy places the organism in Eukaryota, Metazoa, Chordata, Mammalia, Eulipotyphla, Soricidae. The coding region runs from base 135 to 1559 and encodes 474 amino acids. Gene Ontology annotation, molecular function: actin filament binding. The record is from RefSeq and is a predicted model, not a curated record. The transcript has 11 exons.
CGUGCGGCGGCGGCGGCCGGCGCCCCUCCCCCGCGCGGCGCUCAGUGCCAGGCGGGAGGCGGCAGCGGUUGGAGGCUUCGCCGGCUUUGCAGCGGGGACAGCGGCGGCGCCUCCGGCACCCGGGCCCUGACACGAUGAGGCGAGUGGUGCGGCAGAGCAAGUUCCGGCACGUGUUCGGGCAGGCGGUGAAAAACGACCAGUGUUACGACGACAUCCGGGUUUCUCGCGUGACCUGGGACAGUUCCUUUUGCGCUGUCAACCCCAGAUUUGUUGCCAUAAUCAUAGAAGCGAGCGGGGGAGGCGCCUUCCUUGUGCUUCCAUUGCACAAGACCGGCCGGAUCGACAAAUCCUACCCGACAGUAUGCGGCCACACAGGACCCGUCCUCGACAUCGACUGGUGCCCACACAAUGACCAGGUCAUCGCCAGCGGCUCAGAAGACUGCACGGUCAUGGUCUGGCAGAUCCCCGAGAACGGGCUCACGCUCUCCCUGACGGAACCGGUGGUGGUCUUAGAAGGCCACUCCAAGAGGGUCGGCAUCGUGGCCUGGCACCCGACUGCCCGCAACGUGCUUCUCAGCGCAGGCUGCGACAACGCCAUCAUCAUCUGGAACGUGGGCACGGGGGAGGCCCUGAUCAACCUGGACGACAUGCACUCCGACAUGAUCUACAACGUCAGCUGGAACCGUAACGGCAGCCUCAUCUGCACGGCCUCCAAGGACAAGAAAGUCAGGCUGAUCGACCCCCGGAAGCAGGAGAUCGUGGCGGAGAAGGAGAAGGCGCACGAGGGCGCGAGGCCCAUGCGGGCCAUCUUCCUGGCCGACGGCAACGUCUUCACCACCGGGUUCAGCCGCAUGAGCGAGCGGCAGCUGGCUCUCUGGAACCCGAAAAACAUGCAGGAGCCGAUCGCCCUCCACGAAAUGGACACCAGCAACGGGGUGUUGCUGCCGUUCUACGACCCCGACACGAGCAUCAUCUACUUAUGUGGGAAGGGCGACAGCAGCAUCCGCUACUUCGAGAUCACGGAUGAGUCCCCCUACGUCCACUACCUCAACACGUUCAGCAGCAAGGAGCCGCAGCGGGGCAUGGGCUACAUGUCCAAGAGGGGGCUGGACGUGAACAAGUGCGAGAUUGCCAGAUUCUUCAAGCUCCAUGAGAGGAAGUGUGAGCCCAUCAUCAUGACUGUCCCCAGGAAGUCUGACCUCUUCCAAGACGACCUGUACCCCGACACCGCGGGGCCGGAAGCCGCGCUGGAGGCCGAGGAGUGGUUCGAGGGCAAGAACGCAGACCCCAUCCUCAUCUCCCUGAAGCACGGCUACAUCCCCGGCAAGAACAGGGACCUCAAGGUGGUGAAGAAGAACAUUCUGGACAGCAAGCCCUCGGCGAACAAGAAGUGCGACCUGAUCAGCGCCCCCAAGAAAGCCGCAGACACGAGCAGUGUGCAAAAUGAAGCCAAGCUGGAUGAGAUUUUGAAAGAGAUCAAAUCGAUAAAAGACACAAUCUGCAAUCAAGACGAGCGAAUCUCCAAGCUAGAGCAGCAGAUGGCCAAGAUCGCAGCGUGAAGUGCCGCCCACCCCCCACCCCCCCAAUGGGAGCAAGGACUCGUGCCCGGUAGCUGGCUGUCGGUGUGGGCCCCGGGAGGGCGAGAGGGUGGCCCCGCCGUCGGAGGGGACGGUCCACUCCCGGCCCGUCAGCCAGCCACAGGCCACAUUCCAGCGCGAACUCGAUUCGUCUCUCAAAUUUGCGGAAACAAAAUGUGAUUUAAAAAGCUGCGCUUUUUAUCAGAAAGCUUUUUUUUUUUUUUCCUCCUGAUGUUUUAAGUGUUAACGUGACUCUUGACAAAAGUGCGUUGAAAAUCCCAUCUAUUCUGAAUUCUAGAAAACCAACUCGUUCUGAUUCGGUGUCAUGCCCAAGUUUUUUUUUUAUUUUAACAAAUAGGGACCAAUGCCACAUUGCUUUUUAUAUUUCCUUUUUUUUUUCUCCCUCUUCGUGUUGCCAAAACCAAAAGUAGCUUUUAUUUUUUUCUUUGUCUUUUGCUACUUCGCAGUAUUCGUGUGUGGGUAUUUUUUUUUUCCCUCUCUCCUUCUCUCUUAAUUUUGAAAGGGACAACACUGUGUAUGUUUAUAAACUCAAUGCAGAUAAGAGAUUCUUUUGUACGAACACUCGUCCGAGAACGGCCUGAGCAGUGGCUGCCUGGGGCAGUGGUCAGCUGCAGAGGACAGGGACCCCCAAGGAUUCCUCGCCCUCCCCCCUCCCGUGUCACGGGGCCGGCUCUCUCCCCCCCACCCGGGAAGCCGGGUGGCCCUACCAGGACGGAGCUUGGCUUCUUGCUUAUUAGCCUGUGCCCCGGCCGGUCCCGGUCUGCCUUGAGCUCGUCUGAAUUUCCACCGUGUGUCCCCCCAGUCCCCCCCACCCGCCACACAGACUCCCGCACACUCGUCACUUGAAACAGCACAUUUCCGGGGUGGGUCGAUACUUGACAAUGGUGCCCGGGACAAGGGCUCUGUCUUGCCCCUUUCAGCAGCUUGCCUGGCUCUUGGGUACAAUGAGGGACGCAAAACCAGGGGGACUUGGAGGGGAGCCACCCUGCCCCUCUCCCCCUGCCCCUGCCUCCCUGCACUGCCCCGCGCCCAUCACCAGCAGCCCCCGCCAGCCCGCCCGCCCGCCCACCCGCCCUUUCUCCUGCCUCCCAGCCGUGAUGGGGGCUGCUGGGACGGAGGAGCAUUCCCAGGGGUACAGAGCUGGGCCUGGGCCCCGCCCACCCUACCCUGGGCCUUGUCCCCGGGGCCGUAGCAAAGCACAGACGCUCCCCCCCUCUCCCAGGCCUCCACCAGCUCCUGUUUUCUCCGUGUCCACGUUCUCGUCUUGCAUGCUUGACAGCCAAGAUGUUAAAGGUGUUGGUGUUUUGUCUUUUUUUUUUUUUCCUUUUUGGGUCACACCCGGCAAAUGCACAGGGGUUACUCCGGGGGACCCUAUGGGAUGCUGGGAAUCAAACCCGGGUCGGCUGCGUGCAAGGCAAACGCCCUCCCCGCUGUGCUUGUCGCUCCAGCCCCGGGUGUUUGUGUAUGGGAAGGGACGAGUGUCGGUGGCUGAACACAGAACGAAACAGUGCCAUCGGGGACCAGGCAGGGAACUCUUCACGUCGUCCAGGUGGGGGAGGGACCGGCCUGGACUGUCUGGCCGUGUCCAGGGGACCAGGAUGUAGUGGCACGGGGCAAGCUCGGGUCGGCGCGCGGCCGAGCUGGGGGAGGGGGCGUGGGUGGGACGUCCACACAGGAAAGGUACCAUGUUCUUGACCAGUACUGGGGUCACUGCCUCCCCCGUGUCAGGGCAUCUGAAUGUGUGAUGUGGUCUAGUGUGUGUGUACGUGUGUGUGUUUUAUAUUGAAGUGGAUAAUGCGAUGUAAAGAGAACAGUGAUUGCAGUGGCAGCCACGCCCGUACGUGUUCACCGACGUGGUCUAUUACGGACCUGCUUCGUUUCUAAGGUUCUGAUGACAAAUUCUUUUUUUUUUUUUUUUUCUUUUUAAGCGUUGGUGGUGAGACCCCGGAGGGACUUGGUUCAGAGAGGAGAGGGGCAGGGGUGGGGGCAAGGAAAAGAAAAGAAAUCGACCCCGAUCUAGCGCGUGUAGCCUCCGACUAAUUUCAUGACGGGAUGCCCGGCCAGGCCGAGUCCGGUGCCUGAAGCAUUGUGGAUCAUUUCUCUUGUUUUGUCUCUUCUUCCCGCCCCUCCUGAAAGCCGUGCUACCCCAGGAGAGCCAGUAAAUCACUCCUAGAUCGGCUCUUAUAGAGCGGCCAUAGUAUUCUGGCAAAAAAAACAAAGACACUUGCUUCCAUUUUCAAAGAUUAAAGAAAAGUCAUUGAUUACAAA